Aspergillus luchuensis is the source of this 1518-nucleotide messenger RNA. RefSeq names its product DUF2434 domain-containing protein. The coding region runs from base 1 to 1518 and encodes 505 amino acids. The record is from RefSeq and is a predicted model, not a curated record. The transcript is spliced from 2 exons. Lineage: Eukaryota; Fungi; Ascomycota; Eurotiomycetes; Eurotiales; Aspergillaceae.
AUGCCUCUGCUGUACGUGCGGGCUGUAGUCCCCUUUGAGGCCGGGGCGAAUGCCACCGAUGUGCUCAUUAACGAGGUCCAUUUCAAUCGAACCGCAUUGAAUUACUAUCACUACACGCUUUUCAGCAAUGGGACUCUUUCCAAUGGUACGGACUGCUAUCUCGCCUUUAAUCAAUUCCAACCACACAUGAACGAGAAUGGGACUUUCGUGAACGGGACCUCCUGCUAUGCACCCAUUCGGGAUAUGGGUCGACAUGCGUCGGCUGGCCUGGCUUUUGCCUUCAUGUUUGUCUUCGCCAUUGUUUUCACAUUGAUCAACAUGCGCAAGCAUAGCCGGCGGUACCUGCCUGCCGAUCGCCGGUGGACACUCCUGGGCCGUCGGGCGAAAUGGAUCUGGAUGCUUUUCAUUGCCGCCUGCGGCACCAUUAGCUGCUUCAUGAGCAUCGACGUGGAUCGGGGGUACAUCGUGAGCGUCCCGUUGAUUCUACAGAGUGUGUUCUACACGCUGUUGACGCCGGGGAUGAUGGCCGCGGUAUGGGAGGCGGUACGGCACUGGGGCUCCUGGCAAGAGCGACAGAUCUACGAUCGGGAUCCGUACGCAUUCCAAGUAUCCAGUAGCCGACAAGGGCAGGAGUUUGUGCUCCCGCUCGUCUUCUACGGAUGCGCUUUGGCCAAUUUUGUCUUGACCGUUCCGCGCUCCUGGACUGCGAUUGAGAUGCAACGCAGUCUCGACCAACAGCUCAAUGAAGCCAAGCCAGUGGCUACAGAUGUACGAUGGCGUGCUGCCGGAUUUGUCGCAAUAGCUGGCGUCUUAGUGAUCUGCUACAGCCUGGAGCAUAGCAUCUACCGCUACCGGGCGCGACCAACCAGUACCACAGGUCAGCUCUUAUUCUACCUGAAUGCGGCUCCAUCGCAAUUCCUUAUAGCUAUUGUGUUGCUUGGCAUAAAGAUCGGCUACGCUAUUGCUUCUGCCUUCGACUGGACGAUAUCCCCUUUGAGAUACGGAGUCGAUUCUGGAUGGUUCUACGGGCUGGGAUACACACCGGUGCUGCUCUUGCUCAUUCUGUUCAACAUCUGUGGAUACUGUGAACUGAAUGAAGAUAAGGCCUUGAUCGUGCAGCGAGACGAGUUCGACCAUGCAGUUGCCGAUGCUGUGGGUGUCGGGCAGAGGAAGCCCAGCUGGUGGAAGAAGAGCCGCACCUUCGUUCGAGAGCUUAGUGACCAUCACCGACGCCGGGGCUCGCAGCAAGACGAUCGUGAUAUGAGUCGGUUUGUGGAAAUGGGGAUCAUCAAGCCACGAGAGCAACCGCAGAAGGACGAACCCAAGCCAGAGACAUGGGUGACGACGCGGACUGCCAGCCAGGGUAGUGAGUCGACUGCGGUGGCGCGUACGGAGAGCAAUCCGGAGAGCAGCCCACCGUAUGUCGAGUAUACAUUGCAGCAAGAAUUGUCUCGUGAUUCUUCUAACGAGACAGAGGUACAUGGGCGCCCGCAGACUGGAAGGGACAUAUUGGGAUAA